Molecule: messenger RNA, 609 nt
Organism: Periconia digitata
Lineage: Eukaryota; Fungi; Ascomycota; Dothideomycetes; Pleosporales; Periconiaceae
Source: the annotation of a GenBank genome assembly
UAUUUAUCAUUGUAACCCUUCGCUGUGUGUAGGAUCACCUAAACUCCAACUCAGAAUUAAUUCAUGUACACUCCCUGUAGCUAAGGACGCAACGCACGCUGUUCUCACAAAUGAUAUACUACGCUGUUUUCUUCCCCUCCCGCACGAGAAUAAGAAAAAUGCUCUUUUGUAUCAAGAAAUAUAUGUACACACUUGAAGUCGACAGGCUCCCAGGGUUCUGAAUAUCCAUGUUUUCACGUCGACAUGGGUAGUAGAGUGCUCUUUGAGAGUCAUAUACCAAGACUCCCACCCACCUUUCCUGUAUCAAUCGAUGCAAAUGUAAGAUAUUCGUCGCAUUUCUCAACAAACACCGGGCGGGGAAGCCCUACCAGCGUAUGCACAAGAAGCAAGGGGUACGCUAAUGUAUACGCAUCCGACAUCUUACUCAAGCGCGGUAUACAUAUCCAGCUCCCGCCCGUCUCUACGCCUCUUCUCGAUAGGAUCAGCACGCAUCUCUACGCCAGGACCGACGCGACGCGAGGACCGUCCACUCGGGAAUAUCUAUUCCAUUCAAAUAACAUGUGUCAGCAAAAACCCCAAAAAUCUUCCAACAUAAUAUCUCCUCCGCCU